Messenger RNA from Lytechinus variegatus (green sea urchin), 1653 nucleotides. Its product is annotated as parkin coregulated gene protein homolog. Gene Ontology annotation, molecular function: Hsp70 protein binding; Hsp90 protein binding. Gene Ontology annotation, cellular component: neuron projection; cytosol; vesicle. The record is from RefSeq and is a predicted model, not a curated record. The transcript has 4 exons. Bases 108 to 782 code for a protein of 224 amino acids. Lineage: Eukaryota; Metazoa; Echinodermata; Echinoidea; Temnopleuroida; Toxopneustidae.
UUCAACACGUGGAAUGGAUUGAGAGGGUAGAAAUUGUUGUCAUUCCCUAAAAAUUUGAAAAUUAUUUUCAUUAAGAUUGCAUUUUCUGGAUAGAAUUGUUUUGCACAAUGUCAGAAUUAAAAGUUAGUCCACGCAAGAGGCCCCAUGAGGGUAAGAAUAAGCCGUUUAUUUCGAACGAAACAGCGACCAGCACACGGGAGAUGAAGCCAACUAUCUUCAGAAAACUGUAUCAGAGGGGUGACUUGCCCAUUGCUAUGGAGCACUACGGCAUGGGCAACAAAAUAUUUUGGAAGGUAGAAAUUGAGAAGUUGGAUUACCACCACUAUCUUCCCCUAUUCUUCGAGGGACUUCGAGAAACUGAGCAUCCUUUCGACUUCUUCGCCAGCCGUGGCAUCAAUGACAUGUUGGAACAUGGCGGUCGAAAGAUACUACCCGUCAUCCCUCAGCUCAUCAUACCCAUCAAAGAUGCUUUGAACACACGAGAUAGGCGGGUCAUCUGUAGCACAUUGAAGGCCCUCCAGAAAUUGGCAGUCUCGGGCGAGUUCGUCGGAGAGGCUUUGGUGCCGUAUUACCGUCAAAUCUUACCUGUACUCAACAUCUUCCGAGGAAACAAUUUCAAUUCUGGUGAUGGGAUCGAAUACGGACAGCAGAAGGGCUUCAAUGUGGGCGACGUGAUCCAGGAGACCUUGGAAGUCCUUGAGAGACAUGGAGGAGCAGAAGCAUUCGUCAACAUCAAGUACAUGGUCCCAACUUACCAAUCCUGCAUGACCGUUCAGGAGUGACGAAGAUGCCACUUACUUUUGAAGUUCACAUUUUUCGAUCUGAAAAGUGCUAUCCGCUUGUAGAAGUAACUGCUAUGUAAUAAUGCGGCAAAGAAAUCCUUAAAAUAGUUUUUUUGGUGAUUGAAUUCAGGAAUAGCUAUAGAAAGUAAAAUUGAUAGUGGUAAGUGUGGCAACCAAAUAGCAGUGACUUUUAUGAUUGGCAACCUUCAUUGGUGUAUAAAAACGGAUCGCAACUGAUCGAAUAGUGUGGAGUUGGAUUUCCCCACUAAAAAUUGAAAUGGAUACAAGAAUCAAUUUCACGAAUAGGUAUUCUGCUUAAACCUCUGUCAAAUCUGAAUGAGUACUGUCUCCUUUCAUUCCAUUAAUGUCAAUGCCAAUGAAAAAUAUACAUAUAGAGAUUGCAACUCUUUACAACUAAUUGUAUGAAUUAAUAACUGUCUUUAUAUUUCGUUCAAUCAUUUACCAGUAGCUUCUCUUGUAUUUCAGUUUUUGUUCUGUUAAUUCACUCCCGUUUGGGUGGGAGUUUAAGAGACCUGAAACAUUUCGAUGGACCAUUUUGACCAAUGUAACUCCUUAACUGCAUUAUUGUCUUAUGUCAUGUCGUGUAGUAUGUACAGCAUACCUACACUUAAAGCGUCACAUUAUUUAUUUAUUCAAUUAUCUAUUGAUUGAUUGAUUAAUUUAUUUAUUCACUUACUUAUUCAUCAUUAUCAUCUGUAUUAAUAUUCCACAAAUUAUUUGAAAGACUAAAAAUUAUAGUCAUGAUGGUUUGUUUAGGAAAAUUUACAGCAUGUCAUUUUUGUAUAUGUAAUCCAUUUGCUUUGUCAAUAAAUUAAAGAAAGUUUUGUUCUUUGGUCAGAUGAAGUACGAA